Molecule: messenger RNA, 2025 nt
Organism: Cynara cardunculus var. scolymus (artichoke)
Lineage: Eukaryota; Viridiplantae; Streptophyta; Magnoliopsida; Asterales; Asteraceae
Exons: 15
Coding region: 28-1761 (577 amino acids)
Source: RefSeq, a predicted model, not a curated record
AGUCCAAUAAUCUCCAUUGAAAAGGAAAUGGUGGAUAGCAGAGAGGUUUUUCUUAAUGAUGUUCGUUUUAAUUCAGAAAUGAAAGAGAACUCCACAACCUUAUUGAAGGACGUAGAACGUGAGAAGUUUCAACGUAACUUUACGGGAAGUGAAAUUGCCAGGGGAGAGGUGAAAAGACCCUCUCUGGCUUUGCAUGAAGGAACAGAUAAACAAUCUUGUCAGAAGAAUUUGCAUGAUCAGUUUUGUCAAAGUCCCCCGAGUAAAACACCAUACAAUGUGUUGCAUGAUGACAAUGUUGAUUCUCAAAUGGAGGAAAAUGUGCCGUCUCCCAGUCCCCAUCGUUUAUCCAUUGGAGAUGUAAUCUCUGACCGGCAAACAGAAGCUGAUGCUGGGAUGGUUGAGAAAACUGCUAGAACUCAUAGGAGUCCAAAUCUCGGAAGAGGUUAUGUAGGCCCUGAACUCUCAAGUGACAAUAGGAUAUCGACGAUUAGGCACAAUCUUAAACAUCCAACUGAGAUAAAUGCAAUACUCUCUAAAGAAAUGAGGGAACUUCUAUCUCAAUCAGUUGAUAAGUUUAGUUUGCAUUCGAUUGAUCGUUUGACAGGCAUUGUUGAGCAGCUUCUGAGGUCAAAAACAUAUCAGCUUUUCUCUGAAGAAAUCCAGUCUCAGAAGAGUGUAGAUGCCAGUAAGUAUAUUCGAGAUAACAGAGCCCCAGAAAUGAAAAUGCUCUUGUGCCAAUUUGUGCAUGAGAAAGCAAAGUUGCAGCUACUGCAUGUGAAGCGGGAGAGGUUACUGAGAAGGGUGAAAUCACUUGCCUCUGGAAUAAUGGAGUCUGAAGUAUAUAGGUUAAAUGUUCCAUCACAAGAAUCUGCAGAUGUUCAUUGCGAGUCCUUGUCAGUCAAUAUGAAGGACCUUCAAGAGAGCCAAAGUGACAGUGACAACGUGACUUCAAUGGAACAGGCAAUAGAUCAUAUUGAUGGAAGAAUUGCAACGAUGACCAAAUCUUUUCACAAGUCAUGUAAAAUUAAAGGAGAACCCAGUUCCACGGGCACUAUUACAUUUGUCAAUAAUUAUCUGAUGAAGCAAGCAUGCUGCCAGAUGAUAAGGAAGGAUUUGCAGCUUUGGGCCGUGGACAAUCUUGAGAAUAAGAACGGUUGCCACAGUGUUGUUCUCAAUUACCUCAACCUGAUGACUCAAAGGCUUACAGUCAAUGCUGUUCCAGUCCCAAGCAUUUCCAUUUUGCAUACAUUAAAUAACGUAAACAUCAGCAAGACUUUUAAAGAUAUGGAUGCUUUCACUGCAUUUAGAUUUGUCUUCAGUACUGAAAUAAUGCAGAAGCAUGUUAGUGCUACAAGUUUGGCGCAAGAAACUCAAGUGACUGGCUCUUGUUUGGGCAAUUUGUUAGAUGUGGUGACCGAGAUACAACUUGCGAGAAUAGAGCUUAAAAACCUGAUUUCUACACGAUUUUGCAAACCCCUAGCUGAACAACUUGAACUGGAGCUCUGUUUCUUUGAUUCAAAACAUCACAGGAAGGCAACAGUGACUUUAGACACCUCAUGUUUGAGAAGGGGUACCUAUCCGUCGGAGAUCACUCCAUCUCAGAUUGACAUUGCAAUCGAUGAGCCACAAAGUUCUGAAUCACUCAAGAUUGAGAUAGCAGCAGCAUUGCAAGAUCUUAAAGUGGGAUAUUUAAGGAUUCAACAGCUCUGUAGGUGCAUUUCCAAGUUAAUCAGCUCUCCAAUCAGGUGGGUUGGACAAUGAACCACCAUGACACAAUGCAAUAUGCACCCCUACAGUUUACAAACCAACUAUGAGGCUAAACCAGUGGGGAUUGGUUCCAAUAGUGGUGUAAAGUGUAGAUAGUAGGAAGAAAGGAAAACCAGAGUUGGUGACCAAUUGAACAAGUGUUUAGUUGGUGUGUAGUCAACUUGACACUCACUUGAUGAUAAGCUUUUGGAAUUUUAAUGGAAAGGCAUGAAUCUUGGGGAUCAGAUUCACAUGAAACCAUCUUUUCUUUUUCUUUUU